AUGUUUAAAAAAGCCGUUAAUGAUCAUACUGGAGGGACAUCAAAACCCCUUCAGUCCAAUUUUCUCCGCGCAAAUACCGUCAUUCCCUCCAAGCCCGCCCAGCCGCACUCUGUCGGCGUUAAACGAAAAAUCGAUUUGACGAAUGGCGGGGAAUCCACGCUGGGCUCCCUCCACAGUUCGGUCUACUUUGACGAGAACGACUUCGACGACGAUUUGGAUCUCGAUAUUGAUGAACCCAUCGCCCUGAAUAUCCCGAGUACAACGAGCGCCACCUAUGCGCAGAAGCCUGACCCCGUCACUUAUCCGACCAUCGACCUCACAUUACCAGAUUCCCCCGAAUUAUCGUCCGCGCGGGCAAAUAAACCGCAAUCGGACAUUACAUAUCCGGAUCUACCACCUGCGUCUCAAGAACAGGCUGCACCUCCGAGCAGCGUGCAGUACCCGUGGUCUUCCUCCCCUCCCUCCCACUUUCAGCCGCCGCCUAAGCCACGUACCCUCCCGUGGGUGAAGGAGGCUAAAGAGGAUUCUGUCCAAGAAAAGAAAAGCAACCUUGUCACCCCAAAGCGAUCGAAACCUGCGGAGCCUUGGAACAAGAGUGCGAGCGCCAUCAAGGAAGAACAAAAGGAGCUGAGACGAGAGUACAAGAAAAGCCAAAAAGCAGACGGCGCACCGAAGCAAAGGGAUAAUGGCAAGGUGGCCAGAGUUUUCCUCAGUGAUGAGCAACUACACGUCGUGGAAGCUGUCGUCGACCAUGGGAAGAGUAUCUUCUUUACCGGUUCUGCAGGUACCGGAAAGUCUGUCCUCAUGAGAGAGAUCAUUAAAAAGCUGCGGGAAAAGUUCAAACGAGAACCAGAUCGAGUUGCAGUCACAGCGUCGACCGGGUUGGCCGCCUGUAACAUUGAAGGCGUUACUCUCCACAGUUUUGCCGGUAUUGGAUUGGGCAAAGAGGCUGUACCUGAAUUGGUCAAGAAGAUCAAAAAAAACCAGAAAGCUCGGAACCGAUGGCUCCGCACUAAGGUUCUGAUUAUCGACGAAGUAUCGAUGGUUGACGGCGAUCUGUUUGACAAACUUGAGGAGAUUGCUCGACGAAUUCGGAACAAUGGUCGUGCAUUUGGAGGCAUUCAGCUCGUUGUUACCGGUGACUUUUUCCAAUUACCCCCUGUACCAGAAGGCCAUGGUCGGGAGGCAAGAUUUGCCUUUGCAGCAGCUACUUGGAAUACCGUGAUUCAACAUACUAUUCUCUUAACACAUGUAUUCCGACAAAAGGAUCCCGAGUUUGCCUCUAUGCUUAACGAAAUGCGUCUGGGCAAGAUCAGCCCCAAGACAAUUGAUGCCUUCCGGAAGCUCUCUCGGCCCCUUGAUUUCCACGACGCCCUCGAGGCGACCGAAUUGUUCCCAACUCGUGCAGAAGUUGAGAAUGCCAAUUCCCAACGAAUGAGUCGACUCUCUGGCGAGGUGAUGACGUUCAAUGCUGUUGAUUCAGGAACGAUCCAAGACCCCCAGCACCGGGAGAAGCUACUAUCUAACUGCAUGGCGCCAAUGACCAUUCAUCUCAAGAAAGGCGCGCAGGUGAUGCUCAUCAAGAACAUGGAAGACACCCUCGUCAAUGGCUCUAUCGGAAGAGUUGUGGCUUUUAUGGAUGAGACAACCUUCGACUGUUACAAGGACAAUGAAGGCGUCUUUGUUGCCGGGGGUAGUGACAACGAGGAGGAUGCGGCCCUACGUGCCCGAAAGAAACUCAAGCCCCUGGCCCACAAAGAAGGUGGAGUCACAGUGACACGAAAAUGGCCCCUGGUCAGCUUCGUUCAGCCUGAUGGGACUGAGAGGCAUCUACUUUGUCAGCCAGAAGCCUGGAAGAUAGAACUUCCUAAUGGUGAAGUCCAAGCCCAGCGCCAGCAGGUGCCUUUGAUUUUAGCCUGGGCAUUGUCAAUCCACAAGGCUCAGGGUCAGACUCUCCAUCGGGUGAAGGUUGAUCUGGGCCGAGUCUUUGAGAAAGGUCAGGCCUACGUGGCUCUGAGUCGUGCUACUUCCCAGGCUGGCUUACAGGUCAUGCGAUUUGAGCCACGCAAGGUUAUGGUACAUCCCAAGGUGACAGAGUUCUACUCCAACUUGGUAUCCAUCACCCAGGUCAUUCAAGGCAAGCAGACAAGGUCAGAUGGCUUUGAAGAAUGA
Penicillium brasilianum is the source of this 2172-nucleotide messenger RNA. The record is from the annotation of a GenBank genome assembly. Lineage: Eukaryota; Fungi; Ascomycota; Eurotiomycetes; Eurotiales; Aspergillaceae.